Molecule: messenger RNA, 1409 nt
Organism: Mangifera indica (mango)
Lineage: Eukaryota; Viridiplantae; Streptophyta; Magnoliopsida; Sapindales; Anacardiaceae
Product: protein ENHANCED DISEASE RESISTANCE 2-like
Exons: 3
Coding region: 171-1109 (312 amino acids)
Source: RefSeq, a predicted model, not a curated record
AAAAAUCAAAGAGGGCAUGUUCUUUUGCUUUUUCUGUGAAACAAAUUAGGAGUCAGUAUUAAAAAAAAAAAAAAAAAAAAACCCUAAUUUGGAGUCUUAUAGUUGUAGUAAUUGAUGCUACUAGCCAAUCCUCAUUGCUGAGAAACCUGCUCAUACAAUAAGGGCAUCACAUGGCCGGUUCCGAAGUUGGAAAUGACGCUGAAUGGAUAGAGAGAGUAAAAUCUGGUGGAGCUGUUCCAUAUCUUGACCCAGAAAACUGUGCAAAUGGAUGGGCAUCUCCCCCAGGAAACAAGUUCAUGGUAAGAGGUCCAGAGUACUUUUCAAACAAGAUUAAAAUCCCUGCUGGUGAAUAUCUUUUAAAGCCUAUUGGAUUUGAUUGGAUUAGAAGUUCAACAAAAAUUGGGGAGGUCUUAAAAAAUCAGAAUAAUCGUGUUUGGAAGGCUAUUGCACUUCAGUUUACAGAUGGCGAUAAGCCUUUUGUUUGGGCUUUCAAUCUACAAGUCCCAACUAAAGAUAAUUAUAGUGCUAUUGCUUACUUUGUGGCCCCAAAACCUGUCCCGGAGGGAUCUUUGAUGGACCAGUUUAUUAAAGGGGAUGACAGCUUUAGAAAUUCAAGGCUUAAACUGAUUGCCAACAUUGUCCAAGGUCCUUGGAUUGUGAGAAAAGCAGUUGGGGAGCAGGCUAUAUGCAUAAUUGGGCGUGCUCUUUCAUGUAAAUACAUUAUAGGGGAGAAUUUCUUAGAAGUGGAUAUGGAUAUUGGAUCUUCAAUGGUGGCUAAUGCUAUAGUUCAUCUAGCAUUUGGUUACAUCACUACAUUGACUGUCGACCUGGCUUUCCUCAUUGAGAGCCAAACUGAUGCAGAGCUUCCAGAACAACUAUUGGGAGCUUUCAGAUUUUCUGAGCUGAACCCUGCUUCAGCUCAGCUGGUAGAACCAGGUACAGAUGGAAGUAGUGAUAACUUGCAGUCUUCUCUGCCAACACGUUUAUGGAAAUCACUUGGGCAGGGGUUUUCUCAGCUUCUGCAUCAAGGUGCUCAAGAAAGUUCCCCAGACUCAAUUCAUACUAAUGGAGUUGCUGAUCAUAAAGACAGUGAAGCCACUAAGAAAUGAUGAACCAGUAUACCCAACAAAAAUGCAUUUCUUGCCAUUGGAGACGAUUGACUUAUUUGUUUCAGAGUUGCUGAUGUGUCACAGCUUCAACAAUUUGAUGUCUAGUAGCAAUGCCAACCAUUUUUAAUUUGUUGAUGCUUAGUAAUUAGAUUCUUUUUCUCAUUUCAUAGUGUCUAUAUAGCAUAUGCAGAGUAUAUAUAUGAGGUCUAGUACCAAAUUUUAUAUUAGUUGGUUGAUUUGAACAUCAUUGAAUUUCUGUUCAGUUGGAAAUUAAAAAAAAAAAAUGUGAAGUUAUUUGGA